CAAUUAAGUGUAUCACAUUAUUCUUCAACUUCUAACUUCAAUUAUUUCUUUCAAAGUACUUCUAAAUUUGAUAUCUUUGUAAUAUGACAUCUAUGAAAAGAAGCAGAGAUGAGAAUAUGCAAAUUGAAGUAGAGGCCAUGGCUAAUUGCGCUUUGAUGCUUUUGUCUCGUUUUAAUAACAACACUUCAUCAUCAUCAGAUCAUCAUCACAUUAAUGAUUUUGAAUGCAAGACUUGCAAUAAACGCUUCCCAUCUUUCCAAGCCUUAGGCGGUCAUCGUGCAAGUCAUAAUAAAAAGCCAAGAUUAAUGGGAGAGUUUCUUGUUGAAACCAACAAAAAGAAUAAGAAGCAUAAAUGUUCUAUUUGUGGUGUGGAGUUUUCUUUAGGUCAAGCAUUGGGAGGGCACAUGAGGCGUCAUCGCGAUGAAAUUAAUAAAACGAUAAUACCAGUGUUGACCAAGUCCAAUAGCAGCAAGAGGAUUUUUUGUUUGGAUUUAAACUUAACCCCUCGUGAUGAUAAUGUUGUUGAUUUCAAGUUAUCGCCAAUUGCAUCUCCUGUUCUGAGAAUUUUUAUUUAAUUACUCCAUUAUAUAUUCUUGUAAGAUUAAUUAGAAGAAGAAGCUGUAAUACUUCAGUUGUUAAUUCAUUCAUUAGUUCAUCCCCUUUAUAUAUUGCAGUAAAUCGUAAUUAGUUUACGGAAUA
This is a messenger RNA of Solanum lycopersicum (tomato), 699 nucleotides long. RefSeq names its product zinc finger protein ZAT11-like. The record is from RefSeq and is a predicted model, not a curated record. Lineage: Eukaryota; Viridiplantae; Streptophyta; Magnoliopsida; Solanales; Solanaceae.